AGCACCAAUACCAAAACGAGCAAGUAUAGCUUCUGCUUCACCAGGAACACCAUCAAAGAAUCGUUCAAAUCGACGAAAAGAUGAAGAGGAUGAAAAUCUGCGUAUGUAA
Didymodactylos carnosus is the source of this 109-nucleotide messenger RNA. Lineage: Eukaryota; Metazoa; Rotifera; Eurotatoria; Philodinida; Philodinidae. The record is from the annotation of a GenBank genome assembly.